UCACAAAUUGUACGCCCCCGCAUUGUUGCUUAAACAGGAAAAAGAUGGCUGCAAGCAAAAAGAUAAAAAUAUACUGUGGCUUGACUAUUGAAAAAUAGAAAAAAUAAAGUUUAGUUACCUUAAAAGGAGAGAACUCAAAACAAAGCUAUGAAUUAAAUAACAUUUUAACAGUGCCUCCUAAUGAACUCAAAUCCUAUUUGAGGCUAUUUCAAGGCUCAAACAGAAGUUCUGCUAAUUGAAGACUCCUUACAAAGUAAAAGGAUUCAGUUUACACUAGCUGGUGGCAAAUACAAACCUGAACUGUCAAUAUUUAACAAUCCAGACAAUUUCAGAAUCCAAGAGGAUCUACCAGGGGAUUAAGUUCAUUGUAGGAUUAGCAAACAGAUGUAGUGCUUCAAGGCCAGAGAUUUCAUUCUUGCUCAAGGAGAACAAUUACAAAUGGCAGUCUCGUGGUUGCGGAGGAAAAUUAAUGAUCAUUUUUGGUCUCAUGCGUCUGCUUUCUCAUUCUCUAAUGAAUCCUCGACUAGCAAAAUAUUCCAAAGGACAGUUAUGUUGCAUAGAAAGUUUGAGCUCAUUCAUGGUUACAUGUAAAAACAAAAUUUAUAACCAUUAUCUGUCUCCACUUAUAAACACACACAGGACACACUGGAUGAAGCUAAUGCUCUCCUCAAUGAGUUAGAAGCCAGAGACUCAAGAGCACCAAAUCCUUCACUUACAACAACCUCAACUACCUCCUCCUCUUCCUCCUUUAAAUCCUCCAGAGAGAGUGGCAAUACACCAGGAGGCAAUAUUGAAGGAUAAUGAUGACCCACUCCCUCGUAUAGCAUUUAACUACAUUUACUAGUUAAUCUCAAUAUGCUAGUACAAAAUGACUUUAUAUAGUAUAAAUUAUUUUAAUUAACUCGAUACUUAUACUGGUAUAUGUUGUUAGAGUAGGUUUCCCUGCUCUUGAUAUUACUGAUACAAAUUCAUUUUGCAUGUGACUGUGUGUUAUACCCUGUAUAUGUUUAUUCUAUCAAGGUUGUUUUUAAAAGUAUCUUAGUCAUUGCAAGUUUUGAAGCCAUUCUGUUUAGACUGUUGUCCGUGUAUGUACAUAGAAGUGCCUUGUGCUAAUUUGUUUAUGGCUGAGUAUUUCUUUGCAUAGUGUUGAUUGUAAUAAGAUCUUAUAGUGUUCAUUUUUAUGUCAUCUCUCUUUUAUAUUAUUGUGGUGUAUAUAAUUGGUCUUUCUAGUGUUAUAAUGGGAACUUGUUAAAAUUUAAAACCAAUUUGAUGCUUUCUAUUUGUCUGGGCACUUUGGGAUAAAAGUUUGUAUAUAUAGAUCUACAGGAGUCUCCUUUAUGGUUGGGAAUGUAAGUGGUACACUACAUGUGAUGCACUUUAAUGAGAGGCUGUAUUCUGUUGCUUAAUUAAUUGUAUGUACAUCAUGCAUGGCAUGAUGGUUGCAUGUCAUCUCUAACUGUGUUGUGUUAUUUAUUUCUCUUGACCAAUGUUCCUGGUUGUCAUGAUAUUUUUGUUGCAAUGGUUCAUCCACAGUUCUACUUCUACCAUUAGUCUGCUCUACCUGCAUUUGUCUGGCUUCAGUUUGUUAUUUAAGUCCUAGCAACUCACUGCUCUUGACAGUCUAAGUUAUUAGACACUAUAAGUUAUUGUGCCUAUAGGAGAGAGAAAUUAUGUUGAAGGGACUGGCAUUUAUUGCUGCAGUCCUCGUUACUUUGACUUACAAUGAAGUGAAGUCCCAAACUACUGUUACCAUAACUGGCCCUGCGAUUGUGACAAAGAAUUUUGGAGACAGUGUGACAUUUGAAUGUAUUGCAACUGGUUUAAUACAAAGCUUAAGUGUCCAUUAUGCCAUUGGUUUUUAUAAUGAAGCAGGAGUUAAUGUUGGUGGACAGGAGCUUAAUAAUAAUGUAGCUACUCUCAGUAGAUCACUCACUAUUAAUAAUAUUGGUAGAGGUGAUGUUGGUAAAUACACUUGCAGGCUUACUAUUGAUGUCCUCAAUCCACCUUCUACUUCGAAAACUGACACUGUAACAUUACAAGUGUCACCUGAAAAUAACGUAACUGUUGAUCGAGCACCUGCUGUUUCAGUAAAAAGUGGAGAUAAUCUCACAUUGACUUGUUCUACUCCUGCUGGUCCUUCUAAUUCAUUCACCUGGUACUUUUAUGAAGACCCUUGUGAUCCUGAUUUAGCAGCUUUUGAUCCAUGGGCUUUUAUUUCAACUGGUGGUGGUGAUAUGGUGGGCAAUGAAACAGUUUACAUGAUCGAUUCUGUUGAUAAUUCUACUGACGGUUGCUAUAUCUGUAACGUUACAAAUGGAGCUGGCUCUGGAUUUAAUGCAACUACAGUGUACAUUGCUCCAAAUAUCACUCUCCAUCCUGACCCUAUAGUGACAACUGAAAUCAAUGGUAACGUGACUUUAUCUUGUGACGCUGAUGCUAGCCCUUUUCCAACUUUCCAAUGGGAGAAAAAGGACACUAGUGGGGACUUUGUAGAGCUACCAGGAGAGACAAAUAACGAACUUGAGAUCAUCUCAGUCAAAUUUGAGGAUGCAGGGGAAUACCGUUGUGUAGUUACUGCCAAUGGAACGUUGAAUUCUAUUGCAUCUGAUGUUUCUACUGUAUAUGUAUCUCCCGAUGGUUCCGUCAUUAUUGAGCCCUCAUUCCUGAUAGCAGAGUAUGGCUCAAGUCCAUCCUUCACUUGUACAACUAUGGCUGGACCUAAUAAUGCAUUUUACUGGUAUUAUAACAUCUCUGGUGCAGUCUGUAAUGAGGACUGUACUGGAACUGAUGAGAGUUUCAAUGAUUUUCUAUCAAAUAUCAACAGUUCAAUCAACCUGACAUUAGUUGGUACUGAUCCAGUCCUUACUCUUAGUAACAUUGAUUCAUCAGUUGGUGGUACUUAUCAUUGUGUUGUUGUCAAUGAGGCUGGGUUUGAUAUUGAAACUGCUACUCUCUACAUUACUCCAACUAUUGUCACUCAUCCAAUGAGUGUUAAUACUUCUACUGGUUCCUCUGUGAAUAUGUUGUCAUGUGUGGCUGAUUCUUUUCCUGACCCUGAAUAUCGCUGGGAGAGAAGCAGCACUAAUGAAGGACCAUAUACUGAAAUAGCUAAUAGUAAAGGCUCUACUUAUGAUUUGGGUACCAUUGUUUAUACUACUAAUGGAUUCUUUCGUUGUAUUGCAUAUACUAAUAUAUCUAAUAUUAUCAAUGAGACUGCUUCUAAUCCAGCAAUUGUUUCUGUGAGUCCUGCAGGCAGUGUCAUGAUCUUUCCCUUUAGUGCCACAGUCAGUGGUGGUACCAAUGUAACCUUUACAUGCUCUGCUGGAGGAGGACCAGGAAAUACUUUUGCUUGGAGACAUAAUGCUAAUGAAAUCAGUGAUGGAGGACGAUUCAUAAUAGAAUCAACUUCUUCCAGUACACUUACUGUUACUGAUGUAAUUGGAGCAGAUUUUGGUACAUAUAUUUGUCAAGUAUCAAAUCUUGCUGGAAGUGAUACUGCUACUUCAAGAAUUACAACAUCACCUGAGGGAUUCUCAACCAUUAGUCCUGUCAAUAAUAUAACAUUGGACAGAGGAGAUGAUAUCACACUAAAUUGUGCUACAACUGCUGGUCCUCCUAGUAAUAUUAUGUAUGAUUGGUAUCAUAAUGCAACACAGAGUGUUUGCUGCCCUUUUGGACAAGAUGCUAACAUCACUG
Molecule: messenger RNA, 3696 nt
Organism: Amphimedon queenslandica
Lineage: Eukaryota; Metazoa; Porifera; Demospongiae; Haplosclerida; Niphatidae
Product: hemicentin-1-like
Exons: 14
Biological process (GO): cell-cell adhesion
Source: RefSeq, a predicted model, not a curated record